This is a messenger RNA of Emiliania huxleyi CCMP1516, 1206 nucleotides long. RefSeq lists its product as hypothetical. The record is from RefSeq and is a predicted model, not a curated record. Bases 1 to 1206 code for a protein of 401 amino acids. Gene Ontology annotation, molecular function: ATP-dependent diacylglycerol kinase activity. The transcript has 2 exons. Lineage: Eukaryota; Haptophyta; Isochrysidales; Noelaerhabdaceae.
AUGCACACGCUCAAGGGCCUACCCGUGGACGAAUCAACGCCGCACAAGGGAUCUGCGGCUGCCGAGCCAGCUGACGACCAGAGCCUUCUACCUUCCUGGUUCAGAGACUUCAUGUUCCCACGGCCCGACGCUGCCGAAACUACGGCGCAGGCGCGGGAGCGUGAGUGGACACAGGCCCGGUUCUGGGGCUUCUCCUCGUUCCUCUUCCCUGCUGUCAUCAUGAUCGUGUUGUCCACACGCAAUGACGUGGUGGAGGUUGUCUACGAAGAAGAAUCAUGUGACUGGGCGAACCUGAUAGAGAAAACCAUGUUCUACAUCGGAGCUUGGAUCCUCAAGGACAUUGUACUCAACUGCUUCAAGUGGUGGUGGUGCACACGAUACUGGGGGCUCUCCCAGGAACAUUUUGACCUGCUGAUCGGACCGAGGCACGAGUGGACCGAUAAGGAAGUGGACACCCUGGUCCAAGCGUAUGGGAAGUGGAACCUCAAGGCGAUGGAUGCCAUCAACCGGCGAGCGGGCCACGUGGUGAUCAACAUCAUCCGUAUUUGGUUCUUCACGAGGGUACUCACAAACUACUCGAUUCGCCUGCACUCGGCACUGCUGCAAUUGCCCAUUAUCAACGGGAUCAAAAUCCUGACGGAGUCUGGGGAUCGCUGCUGGGACGUUGGAAAAUACAUCUUCCAGGGUGCUCGGCUGUUCGAUGGUCGCUACGGCCGGUUCAACCUUGUGGUGGUCAACUUCUGGGCGUAUGCGGGGCGAGUGGUGAUGUUUGAACUGCUGGUUGGGGCGAAAGGCAUGGGCGAUGAGAAGGAGGGCCUGCUCUUCAUGCUGGCCAUGCAGCCCCUCCUGUGGGGGGACUCGGCGGGGGAGCUGAUCGGUUCCUUCUGGGGAAAACACAGGUUCAAGGUCAUUGGCCUGGGCGAUGUCAACCAGAAAAGCGUCGAGGGCACGGUAGCGGUGUUCGUGGCCUCCUUCCUGGGCAUGUUGGGGGUCUUCUAUGGCAUGUACGGCGAAGCGGUGAGUUCAGUGUUCGUAUGUCAUCCAGUGCUCGUCAUGGCCUACACCUGUGUGGUCGCCACCAUCGCAGAGGUGGCUGCACCACGCGGGACAGACAAUUUCUUCCUCCAGGUGCUCUCGCUGCUCGUGCUCAUUGCGAGCAUCCAGAAUUCGCCCUCCAUUCGGCGCGCGGCGCGGGCGGAUGACUAG